Salvelinus fontinalis (brook trout) is the source of this 1499-nucleotide messenger RNA. RefSeq names its product interferon-stimulated 20 kDa exonuclease-like 2. Gene Ontology annotation, cellular component: nucleus. The transcript has 3 exons. Lineage: Eukaryota; Metazoa; Chordata; Actinopteri; Salmoniformes; Salmonidae. Gene Ontology annotation, molecular function: nucleic acid binding; 3'-5'-RNA exonuclease activity. Bases 1 to 1002 code for a protein of 333 amino acids. The record is from RefSeq and is a predicted model, not a curated record.
AUGUCGGACAUGAUGUUAAACCUGGACUGUUCUGGCAGCAGUGGACCCUGUAAGGACUCAUCGGGAAGCAACAAACACAAGGCAUUUAUCGACAGGCGGCGACUCUUGGAGAAAAAGAGUUACCUCAACAAGAAGCAGAACCAGCACUAUCAAAGACAAGGGAAUAAACAUCAGGGCCCGCUUCCCAGGGCCAAUCGGCCGUCUCAACCCAAUGCUGCACACAACAAAAGCUCUGCUCACACUCAGAAUACUCACAGUAAAAGUUCAUAUCACAUAGCCAGUUCAGAGCAUGCCAGAGGUGUUGCUUCCAAGCCUGCAUCAUCCACAAGCAGCUCAACAUCCUUGACCAUUACUGUGAAGAAUUCCACCAAUCCUGAGCAAUCCACUUCGACUAUCACCCCGGGGCACCAACCCCCACCCACCAGGGCUGUUGCCCACUGCGCCCCUGUCCCAAGAGGGUCAGCCCUCUUUUGUAACCCCCUGAAGUACCUUGCCAUGGACUGUGAGAUGGUUGGCACGGGCCCCAAGGGUCGCAACAGUGAGCUGGCACGAUGCAGUAUUGUCUCCUAUGAUGGAGACGUGGUGUAUGACAGGUACAUCAAGCCCACCAACGCAGUCACUGACUACCGGACUCGUUGGAGUGGCAUCUCCUGGCAUCAACUGGUCAAAGCCAUGCCAUUUCAACAUGCCAGGAAGGAGAUUCUGAAGAUCCUUGCAGGAAAGGUGGUGAUAGGGCAUGCUGUCCACAAUGACUUCAAAUCCCUAAGUUACAAUCACCCUGCUGUCUUAACGCGGGACACCUCCCGCAUUCCUCUCCUCAACCAGAAGGCUGGCUUUCCAGAGAAAGAUGUUGCCUCACUGAAAAGACUCACCAAGGCCCUGUUCAACCGCAACAUCCAGACUGGGAAGAAGGGGCACUCGUCUGUGGAGGACGCCAAAGCCACCAUGGAACUGUACAAAGUUGUGGAGGUGGAGUGGGAGAGGACCUUAGCCUCCAAAUAAAAAAAAGCCAGUUAAAGCCUGUAUGGACUAAACUGGUGAACGGGUUGAGAGAUGGUAUGGACGUAUCAUUUUUAACAUUUAGAAAUCACUAUCAGGUCUUCCACUUCUCACCUCAGCCACUUUUGUCUAUUUUUCUACUUCUGUAAAAAAAAAAAAUGCCUUCAGGGUUGCAGUUUAUUUUGUGGUGGAUAACCUAUGCCACAAGAUGGCAGUCCUCUGCCACAGGUGCAGUCUAUUUUCUCGGUUUAAUUAAUGAAUUUCUAAUACAGUACUGUGAUAUAUUUUUUUUGCUUUGAAUUGUCUAGAGUUAUUUGUUCAGACACUUCUAAUUUUAUAUAUUCAAUUGUUAACAUACAGUAUCUCAGUACAUGUUCAUUUUGACGGGUGAAAGUAAAAUCGAUUUUAAUGCAACUGCAGUAUAAUGAUGAAAUUGGUUUUAAACAAGCAUUGUAAUGGCAAACAUGGGGGGGAAAUAAAUAAAUGACCAUUGCAAACUU